AUGGCGUCAGGCUUUCCUGCGUCCUUUCUCGAACCUUGGCGAAAACGCAUCGGCGCGCAUGAACAGGAGCAGGCCGAUGACUUUCCUGCGUACAAUUCAGCCACAAUUGAUUCUCUCAUCACCACCAGCAUACCGACAGACCUCUACGUUGGCACUGGACACACCAUUUACGAGCGCGCUCUCUUACCAGCCAUUCGCAAUGCCAAGCAUUCGGUUCACUUGGUCACUUGCUUUUGGGCAGACUCUCCUACGGCCAACUCGAUCCGCGCCACGCUCUUUGAGCUGGCGGCGUCGCGUGCUAGCCAGAGCGGCCUGCCCACGCUUCACAUUACCAUUGGCUUCUCUUCUCGCGGACUGUUUCAAAAGCUAUUUCAUACAUCAUCGAGAAAUGGCUACGUGUAUUCGCCCUCUGAAUGGAAAGCGCUGAAGCUGCCGGACCAGCAGACACUGCAGAGCGGGUCAAUAGAAUUGACUGUCAAAACACUCUUUUUCACACCUCUCAGCGUCAUGCAUCCAAAGUACCUCAUUGUAGAUGAGGCUGAGGCUUGGGUACCAAGUUGCAAUGUCAGUUGGGAGAAGUGGUUCGAGGGCUGCAUUCAUUUACACGGUGGUGCCGUACAGUCUUUACUCUCCUUUCAUGAGCGCGUUUGGGGCUUGGGCACAAGCCAAUCUAACAUGGCAUCGAUACAUUAUCCACAAUAUCCAGAUACAGGAACGGAGCGGCCCGCAACUGGUUCUCGCAGCGGCGAUACCAAUGCGUCCCUCGUUGCUUCUGUCGAUGAUAUGUCGCCGACGCAGGCAGUGAGGCUAACCCCAGGAUCGCCCAUCCCGACGAUUCUUCUGCCUUCAUCUCAUCACCGGAAUCCUGGUUUCAGCUGGAUUCCGUUUCUCAGGAAGCCGAACCCUCCAAUGACACCAUUAAACGCCGCGCUUCUAACCUUGUUCGCGAACGCGCAAAGCAGCAUCGUGUUGAUAACACCAAACGUCACAUCAAAGCCUGUGAUCAAAGCCAUAGUCUCCGCACUUGAACGGGGCGUGUCCGUUGAAAUCAGAACCAAUCAAUCUAUGAUGCUUAUCGAGCAGCUCGCCACCUGUGGCACCACCACCAGCCGUUGUAUGAACGGAUUGAUGAAAACGUAUACAAGAAUGGCCAGCGUUCGUAGUCGCCAAGCCGGAGCUGACCUUGAGGCUCAGCUCCAUCCGCUCGGAAAGCUGGAAAUAUACUACUAUCAACAUCGUCUCGAGCGAGAGGAUCAAUCAGACGAGCCCGUUGUGAGCCAUUUUAAAAUGACAAUGGUCGACGACAGCUAUCUGCUGCUGGGCUCUGGAAACAUGGACAGAGCUAGUUGGUGGACCAGCCAGGAGCUAGGCAUACUGUUCUAUGUACCUGGGUUCGCCGAGAAACUACUUUGGGAGAAGGUUUUGCGUGUUCGCGGGCGGCGGGCAUUCCCUUCAGCCGUUCCAACACGAUAA
This is a messenger RNA of Beauveria bassiana ARSEF 2860, 1473 nucleotides long. RefSeq lists its product as uncharacterized. The transcript has a single exon. Lineage: Eukaryota; Fungi; Ascomycota; Sordariomycetes; Hypocreales; Cordycipitaceae. The record is from RefSeq and is a predicted model, not a curated record. Gene Ontology annotation, molecular function: catalytic activity. Bases 1 to 1473 code for a protein of 490 amino acids.